AUGGAUUACUCCGGUUGCAAUGGAGUCUCCGAAGGUAGCGAGCCCAGCAUCGAGGGGAACGGACAUGACCCGAACCAAGUCCAUCAGUCCGAAUCCGCGGUUGAAGGAGUUCGCGAGGAAAUGACCACGCUUCAGAUAUCUGGAACGGCCGGGGAGGAUACAAACUUGCCUGGUCAGGCCGUUCCAACGAGCUCUGCCGGUCUUCCGGCCGAACAAAGCGAUGCCGGAGGCCUGAUGCAUCAAGGCCUAGUUCCUCAAUCCUUUAGUUUUGGCGCGAGUGCAAUGACCAAUGCCGAGCACGUCAAUGUGUUCAAUACGCAGUCUCAGCAUGAAUCGGCCGCAUGGCAACAUUACGUCCCAGGUCCUGCCGGUCCGAUCCCAAUGGAGCAUGCUAGCUUUCCAUAUGAAACAAGCUUUGCACAAGCCCCGAUGCACCAGGGCAACAUCCCUCCCAAUCCUGUUAAUCCAACUGAGGCCAGACUCACCAAUGGGGAUAUUGAAAAUGGGUACAAUGCUCGAUCUGAGAUCCCAGGUAAUCUUGGAACUCCUGGAUCACAGGACUUUUCCGGGGCCGUGAAUUCCUCGGCUCUGCCGUGGUGGAUCCAGGGAUCUGAUCAGGGCAAUGAUGUUGACAUGGAUUCGGAACUUGAAGAGGGCGAGAUCCGCGAGUAA
Molecule: messenger RNA, 672 nt
Organism: Penicillium brevicompactum
Lineage: Eukaryota; Fungi; Ascomycota; Eurotiomycetes; Eurotiales; Aspergillaceae
Exons: 1
Coding region: 1-672 (223 amino acids)
Source: RefSeq, a predicted model, not a curated record